Molecule: messenger RNA, 1381 nt
Organism: Arvicola amphibius (Eurasian water vole)
Lineage: Eukaryota; Metazoa; Chordata; Mammalia; Rodentia; Cricetidae
Gene: Gpn2
Product: GPN-loop GTPase 2
Exons: 5
Coding region: 132-1064 (310 amino acids)
Cellular component (GO): cytoplasm
Molecular function (GO): GTPase activity
Source: RefSeq, a predicted model, not a curated record
UUCCUCUUCCGCCAUUUCCGGCGGAGUCCGGAAGUCGGUUUUUCUCUUCCUUGCCGGGUAGUUUGCUCGUUUUCUGCGUGGGUCUCCUCGUUUUAGUUCGGGAGGCGCCUGUGGGCUGGCCUGCUCCAGCCAUGGCGGGGGCCGCCCCGGCCACGGCCUUCGGGCAGGCGGUGAUCGGGCCCCCGGGCUCGGGGAAGACCACGUACUGCCUGGGCAUGAGUGAGUUCCUGCGCGCGCUCGGCCGGCGCGUGGCGGUGGUGAACCUGGACCCGGCCAACGAAGGGCUGCCCUAUGAGUGUGCCGUGGACGUGGGCGAGCUGGUGGGGCUGGGCGACGUGAUGGACGCGCUGCGCCUGGGCCCCAACGGUGGUCUGCUCUACUGCAUGGAGUACCUGGAAGCCAACCUGGACUGGCUGCGCGCCAAGCUCGAGCCCCUCCGAGGCCACUACUUUCUCUUCGACUGCCCCGGCCAGGUGGAGCUCUGCACGCACCAUGCCGCCCUGCGCAAUAUCUUCUCCCAGAUGGCACAGUGGGACCUCAGGCUGACGGCUGUCCAUCUUGUGGAUUCUCACUACUGCACAGACCCAGGCAAGUUCAUCUCAGUGCUGUGCACCUCCCUGGCCACCAUGCUGCAUGUGGAGCUGCCCCAUGUCAACCUCCUCUCCAAGAUGGACCUUAUCGAACACUAUGGGAAGCUGGCCUUCAACCUGGACUACUACACGGAAGUCCUGGACCUCUCCUACCUGCUUGAGCACCUGGCAUCUGACCCGUUCUUCAGUCACUACCGUCAGCUCAAUGAGAAGCUGGUCCAGCUCGUCGAAGACUACAGCCUGGUCUCCUUUAUCCCUCUGAACAUCCAGGACAAGGACAGCAUCCAGCACGUCCUACAGGCUGUGGAUAAAGCCAAUGGUUACUGUUUUGGGGUUCAAGAGCAGCGAAGCCUGGAGGCCAUGAUGUCCGCUGCGAUGGGGGCCGACUUUCAUUUCUCCUCCACUCUGGGCAUCCAGGAGAAGUACUUAGCAUCCUCGGACCAGACGGCAGAGCAGGAAGCCAUGCAGCUCUAGCAGCUGGGCCUGGAUGACCGCUGGAUCUCCACCCAAAGCCGUGUCCAGCCUAGCGGAGGCUGGGAAGAACAUCCAUCCUGCAAAGGACUUCCGGAUAAAAAGCCAGACAUCGCACCCUCAGUGGUGCCCCAAGCUUGGAGCCUUGCCCCCCCCGAAAUGCUGCCUGAAAGUUGGGGACUGGCUCUGUUGGGGCUGCGGUGGGGUGUGUUGGGAUGUGAGAUUAUUCCCUACUUUUUGUGGGCUUCAAACUUUUCUUCAAGUCUCUGGAACCAGGGGUUUGGAGCAAAACAAAGGAUUGUCUCUGUCCCUGCAAAUAA